GAUGACGUUACUUAUAUGUACGCGCGCCUACAUGGGGUAGAGUCUACCAUUUUAUUUGAGCGAAGCUCCAUUAGGAAAAGCUUCUGCUCUGAUUCAUCAAUGGAGUCUAUGUGCUAUCUUCUUUCGCCGCCACCCUCAAAGCUUUCUUUUAUCAAGCCCACUUCUUUAAUGAUUGUGUCAGCAACUUCACUCUCGUCUUUGUCAUUCUCGUCCAUGGCCUCUCCUCCAAAGCGAAAAACACUCACUUCAAGACCGAUGUCUUCAAAACCAACUAAAACUCCGUCUCCUACAAUACCCACGACUACUAAUCUAGAUACAGAUACCUCAGCUUUUUUCCCGCCCAAGAAGGUAUUGCUUCCAAUUGGGUUUGGCACAGAAGAAAUGGAGGCAGUUAUUUUGGCUGAUGUUCUACGACGAGCUGGUGCAGAGGUGAUUGUUGCAUCUGUGGAGCCACAGCUUGAGAUUGAAGCUGCUGGUGGCAUUAGACUGGUGGCUGAUACCAAUAUCUCCAAUUGUUCUAACGAAGUUUUCGAUCUUGUGGCUUUGCCGGCAGGGAGGAAUGCCUGGUUCAGCAAGAUUAAGAGAUUGCGAGGUUCUAAGGCAAAUCACAAGUAGACAAGCGGAGGAAAAGAGGUUAUAUGGAGCUAUUUGUGCUGCUCCGGCUGUCACACUCCUUCCAUGGGGUCUUCUAAGAAGAAGACAGACGACAUGUCAUCCUGCAUUCAUGGACAAACUUCCAACCUUCUGGGCUGUUAAAUCAAAUAUUCAAGUUUCCGGACAGCUUACUACAAGUCGUGGUCCUGGAACUUCUUUUGAGUUUGCUCUAUCUUUAGCUGAGCAGCUAUUUGGGGAGUCUGUUGCCAAUGAGGUUGGAGAAUUAAUGCUGAUGCAUACUGCUGAUGAUAUGCGUAGAAAGGAUGAGUUUAAUGAAGUUGAUUGGUCGGUUGACCACAAACCCCGUGUUCUCGUGGCUGUUGCAAAUGGUUCUGAAGAGAUUGAAAUAGUAACUAUUGUGGAUAUUUUACGGCGAGCAAAGGUGGAUGUUGUGGUUGCUUCAAUUGAAAAGUCAGUGCAAAUUUUGGCAUCUCAAGGCACAAAAAUAAUUGCUGACAAGUUAAUUGGUGACGCUGCUGAGUCCAUAUAUGAUUUAAUACUUCUUCCGGGAGAAAUUGCUGGGGCUCAGCGAUUACACAAAUCAAAGGUUCUUAAGAAGCUACUCAAAGAACAAGACGCAGCUGGAAGAAUAUAUGGAGCGGUUUGCUCUUCCCCUGCAGUUCUACAUAAUCAGGGUUUAUUGAAGGAUAAGAAAGCCACUGCACAUCCUUCUGUUGAGAAUCAGCUAAGUAACAAUGUAAUAAAUGACGCCAAAGUAGUUAUUGAUGGUAAAGUGAUCACUAGCAAGGGGCAUGCUACAGUAACAGAUUUUGCAAUGGCUAUAGUGAGCAAGCUUUUUGGCCAUGCAAGGGCGAGGAGUGUAGCUGAGGGCCUUGUUUUUGACUAUCCUAGGACUUAGAUGUGUUGAAUAAGAGUGGAAGUGAGGAAGUCAAUGAAGAUGCCCCGAUCCAUGAAGGAGAGCCACUUAUCCCAGAGUCUCAGACUCUAAUCAGCUAAUGGAGAAUACAAACUUUCCAGAGCUAUUUGGUCAAGGGUUAUUCAUGGGAGUCAAAGUGUGAUGUCCAGUUUUGGAGUCUUGUUCGAAUCCUAAUACUGAAUUUGAAGAAGAUGGUGUUUGGGUUUCUGCGAAGUUUAGUGCAAUUUGCACCAGUUUUAAUCAGGAGAUAGGGUUCUUGUUUGUGAACUGAUUCUAACAUGUCCAGAUACACAGAAAUAGCAAUCAGCAAUUCGCUUCCGGCUUUGGCUCAUAAUUUAUUGCCAACUGGUACAGAAUUCAGAAUGUUCAGUAUAUUUCAUUAUGCAGGUUUGUAGUGCAGCCCUUUUUUUUUUUUUUUUUUUU
Messenger RNA from Jatropha curcas, 1954 nucleotides. NCBI's taxonomy places the organism in Eukaryota, Viridiplantae, Streptophyta, Magnoliopsida, Malpighiales, Euphorbiaceae. The record is from RefSeq and is a predicted model, not a curated record.